CACCAGGAGCACUGGUUCCUCUGCACUGGACCUGAACUGGACCUGCUGGAGGACACAUGGGGAUGCUGAUCGGUUGAGGAGCUGCUGCUAUUGUUCUUUUUUCUUUUGUGACUUUGAUGGACGGACAGAAAGACGAUCUGAUCUGGACCUGCUGAGACACGACGGCUCAGUGAUCACCAACAGCUACAGUGGAGAUGGGCUGUCUGGGAGGGAAGACGGAGGAAGAACGUUUGGAUGAAAAAGCGAAACGAGAAGCCAACAAGAAGAUCGAGAGACAGCUGCAGAAAGAGAGACAGGCUUAUAAAGCUACACACAGACUGUUACUGCUGGGUGCAGGAGAAUCAGGUAAAAGCACGAUCGUGAAGCAGAUGAGGAUCCUUCAUGUGGACGGUUUUAACGCUGAAGAGAAGCAGCAGAAGAUUCAGGACAUCAGGAAGAAUGUGAAGGACGCCAUCGUGACCAUCGUGGCAGCCAUGGGCACACUGACUCCACCCGUUCCUCUGGGCAACCCUGGUAACCAAUUCAGAGUCGACUACAUCAAGAGCAUCGCACCACUGUCCGACUUCGAAUACACAGAGGAGUUCUUUGAGCACGCUCAGAAGCUGUGGGAGGACAACGGUGUGAAGGCGUGUUUCGAACGCGCCAACGAAUAUCAGCUGAUCGACUGCGCUCAGUACUUCCUGGACAGGUUGGAUUCAGUCAGGAGGACGGACUACACACCUAAUGACCAAGAUUUGUUGCGCUGCAGAGUUUUGACUUCUGGGAUUUUUGAAACCAGGUUUCAGGUCGACAAGGUCAACUUCCAAUGUGACGCCUAUGUGACGCCUGUCAUCUUCCUGUGUGUUUCUGAUGACCUGUCUCACUGCUCAGAUGUGACGGCCAUCAUCUUCGUAGCAGCAAGCAGCAGCUACAACAUGGUGAUCAGAGAGGACAACUCCACCAAUCGGCUGCGAGAAUCUCUAGACCUCUUCAGAUCCAUCUGGACCAACAGGUUUCUGAAGACCAUCUCAGUGAUCUUAUUCCUGAACAAACAGGAUGUGCUCGCUGACAAGAUUCUGGCUGGAAAAUCCAAACUGGAGGAUUACUUCCCUGAAUACAACAACUACCAAGUACCUGCUGAAGCUGUCCCAGACGCUGAUGAAGACCCCCGAGUAACCAGAGCCAAGUUCUUCAUUAGAGACGAGUUUCUGAGGAUCAGCACAGCGAGUGGUGAUGGGAAACAUUACUGUUAUCCUCACUUCACCUGCGCCAUUGACACCGAGAACAUUCGCCGCGUCUUCAAUGACUGUCGUGACAUCAUCCAACGCAUGCACCUGCGGCAGUACGAACUGCUCUGAUUGGCCAAUGAAGAAGCUGAUCUGGUGUCUUAUCAAUACUGAUAGAUCCUGAUCGAUUUACUCUUUCUCUGUUCUGUCACAGACAUUUAUCACUGCAGCAGCUAUUGAUCAUGACAGACUCGGAGAAUGUGUCUUUUUUGUCCGCUGUGCCCGUCUGGUGCAGGGGAUUGUGGGUAGUGUAGUUCUGUCAGUUGAGAGGAGCACAGGAUGUUUAGUUUCCUGUCGUUGCCGCGGCAACAGUCAUAUGAGACAGGUUUAGAAAAGUAAAAGCUUACAAAGGCUCAAAAACAAAAUUUGAAUUUAAAUAUAUUUUUUCAUGUUUCUGAACUUGUUACAGUUUAUUAUUGUUAUUAUUGUUAAUCUUUUCCCUGAUUGGCUGCCGUACAGUCUGAUGUCACUUUAUGACUGAAUUAACACCUGGAAGAUCAGACUGAUGUGUCCUGGCGUGACUGUAGAUUUAUUUCUGUCCUUUCUAGAGUUUCUUAGUCAGUUUGAUUCAACAUAAAACAUGACAUGAUAUAAAUAUAUAUAUAUAAACCUACACACAUAAAUAUUUACUGCUC
This is a messenger RNA of Epinephelus lanceolatus (giant grouper), 1900 nucleotides long. The record is from RefSeq and is a predicted model, not a curated record. Lineage: Eukaryota; Metazoa; Chordata; Actinopteri; Perciformes; Serranidae.